UAUGCUGGCCAGUUUUGUGAUGUCAACUCCCCUUUUCUGUCCGCACAGAUCAGAAAAUGUUUGACAUGCUUGACGCAAUCCAGAUUGUGCGGCGGACGGAAAAAUCUGGACGCAGCGGUCUGGGUGCUGUGUGCAUGUCAAGUUGUAAAAUACAAUGUUUAACGCAAGCGCACUUUUUAUGUAUGGUCCGUAUGGAGCCUGUGUGCUUGAGCUCUAGAUCUAAGUAGGAAAAACAGUCACAUACUACGUAAAACUCAGUUGCGCUGCAGGUUGAAAAACCAGCAGUCGACUACCCCUGAGGUCUAACGAAGAAGAAGAAGAAGAAGAAGAAGAAGAAGAAGAAGAAGAAGAAGAAGAAGAAAAAGUGCGGUAAAGAGAAGCACAUUGAAUUAAUAUCUGUCACUUAGUGAUGGGAAAGAGUAAGACAGACAGGUAGAAAUAACAGAAAGAAAGAAAAGAAACAACUGCCAGUGGAGCCAUCCAACCAUGCAUCCAAAAUAAUAUUGCAAAAGUAAAACGUAUGUUAUUGUUGGGAGACUGCUUUCUUGUCUGUGAUUGGGGGUCAUCUGUAAAAGGUGAUCACUGUACUGCGUUGUUUAAAUGUAUAAAUGUAUGUCUUUCUGACUUUCAAAUCAUCAGUGUUCAAGUCAAUGCCGAAAUUCCAUUACGAGGAGUGAGGCAGCAAUAACUGCACUUAUCAUUGGCGGUUUAAAUAUACGGCGAAAGGUGUGACUAAAUGAUACUUCACAAAAUAAAUGGACAAAACGAAUCUCUAGACGAUUCAUUAGCUAAAGAUUGGCCCUGAGAGGCAGGGUCGAAGCAGCACACCUCCUAAAGAAUCUAAAUCAUAUUGAUUGGAGUCAAAAGCAUUAACACUAUACAAUCAACAAAAAAAGGUCUUUAAUAGGUAAUGUCGUGUAUUUUUUUAAACUAGUCAAAGGCCUGAUAAACACUGGUUGAGUCACGGAAGUGGUUGCCAUAGUAUGGAGAUAAACAACUUGCAAAUGCAUAAAUGCUUCUAAAAUGGAUGUUUGUUCCCAAAAUAGGCAGCUAGCACAGGUGCUCCCUGACAGGAGUUGCUGUGUAGCAGAAUGUCAGACGCAGAAGACUUACAUUCGACUAGGGUUUUGUUCCUAUUUUUCAUAGACAAGUCAGUGGGGAUCAGACAGUGUGGGGCAGGUUCAAUCUAUUUCACGUUAUGAUCUAUCCUUUUAGGCUAAGUCCUUUUUUCUGCUUUUGAAAUACUGGGGGGGGGGGGGACAUUAAUUGCUUAUGCAAUAUUGGUGAGUUAGGUCAAUCCACAGAAAGCUUUUUCUGUGUUUAUUUUGAAGUACCUUUUAGGAAAAUUAGGCCUAUAUGAUAAUCCAUGUUUGACCUAAGUCUGACCAAGGACAAAAGGUCAACAACAUGCUCUUAUUUUACCUAGUUUCAAUGUUGUGACAUAAGGUACGACUGGAAUUAUCCUGAUCUAUUCUUAAUUAAUAAAAAUGAGUCAUCACAGUUACUCACAGUAGACUACUUCAGAAUCAUUCCCUAUCACUUACACUUUGUCUUUGUCACGUGAGCACAGAGAGUUGUCCCUCGGGGUCUGAGUACAACCACAAGACGGGAGACUGCACCGCCUGCAGAAUUGGUUUUGUCAGUGAAGAGCUGACCCUGCCAGCGUGCACCAAAUGCCCUCCAGGUUUUACCACGAUUGCAAGAGGGAGUGCUCAGUGUGUACCCCGGCCAGGUAAUGGAUGCACAAUGCCUCUCGUAUUUGUUGUAAAAUGAUUAAUAUUUUACUCCCCCAUCGACACAAUUUAGAUCGGUUAAGGGGCCGGCUACUUCGACCUUGCCUGUCGGGGGCAAACGUGGCUAAAUGGGACACAACGUCUUACCAGACAAAUGGAGAUACUUGGUGAUAAAAAAGUUCCGCUUGGAAGUUGAACUCACAUCUUUUAUGUGAAACGGUGAACCUCACCACAGACGCUGGUAUGGUUCCAGUAAUAAUAGUAUAGCCCGCGUGCGAUAUGAAAGAUGCAAAGCAACAACUCCGAUCAAAACCACGAGAAUGAAAAAGAAGAACAGAAAAUUGUUAUAUUAGCCGUAGUGAUCAAUAUUCUACAUCCUCUAAGCAAUUACAAGCUGAACAUAUUAGCUGACUAUGCCUUACGGUGUUAAGUUUACUCUUUGGAUGUGUUGAAAGUCCCCCCCCCCCCUCCUACUUGGCAAAUGAUUGACCGUAGAUACUGAUAUCGUGGAACCCGUGAAAUUGAACUUCACAGUAUCUACCAAGUUUAUAUUGCGAUGUAAGUAGCUCUUGAAAUGUAUCCGUUCUGAUUAUAGUAUGUUUAUGUCUUUGCCCAAGGUACCGAAACGAAAUAUAAUCAACAGAAUCUCACAGAACAAACACAAUCUACAAGCGCACACAUGCAGAAAGAACAGCAUUGGAAUCUUGACAGCUCCAAGGAAUCUAAAUUUUGAUUAUGAACAAGGAUUCAUGAAGUCAGUAGCCAACUAAAAAAUUAUUAUAAUGUCCAAUAUUGUCUCACGCGAGUCACUGUUAACAUUAAUACGAUAAAAUGUCCAAACAAGCACGUCUUUUUUCCUUUUGUUGGUUGAUUAAAUGAAGUGAUCACUGUAAUAAUUUUAGUAUAGACACUUAUAUUGGGAUGACAAUAACCACUAUAAAAGGUUUCAUUCUUUUAAGGCUUACAGACAGAUCAAUGUUUUACAAUUUACUUGAGGCCUCAAAAGAAUGAGGUGUGUUGCAAUAACAUUAUUUCUAGCUAUCCUGUUUAUUCCCAGAUGAAGUUGAAGACAAAACUGUAAACCAGAUUGAUCUCAAGAUGACCCUCAUUUUCCAAUUGGAAUCGUGUGAAAAUAGACCAGUCAUGGAUGCAGCUAUUAAAAGCGUGAUACUCUCGUUCUUUACAAGUCUGGCAGCUCAAUGGCCGUCCAUCUGCCACACGGAUUGUGAAAACGUUCACUCCAAUGUUAUACAAGACUGCUACUCCACCAGGAGUAAGAGAAACUCCCAGCCCUACAGUUACUAUGCGAUGCCGCCGAAACUGUUGCAAGUGGACACAGUGGUCAUGGACAUUCCAGAGGAGAUCAACGACACAACCACGGUGCGACUCUCCAAUAAAGUUAUCGAAGAAUCGCUACUUACCGAGGACGUGUUUCAACAACUGUCCAAAUAUGGCAUAACAUUCCAAACCUUGAAAACGCUGGAAACGGUUAUCUUGUGUGACCCUGGUCUGGUUGCAAUGGAAAACAUCUGUACCCAAUGCCCAGCCGGUCACUUCCACAACACAACGUCCAAGGCUUGUGAGAAAUGUCCUAUAGGACAGUACCAGCCAAAAAAAGGACAAGUGGGCUGUGAAAUCUGUCAAGGCGCGGCCACCACACGAUACAGGGGAGCAGAGUCUAUGGAAGAAUGUGUCUCCCCUUGCAAUGCCAAUCCUGACAUGUGCCAUAACGGGGGGAGAUGUCUGUGGACCGAGGCGGACAGUGUCCACGUCUACUGCAGCUGCCUGCCGGGCUACGUAGGGGACCGCUGUCAGCUGAGAAGAGAACAUUACACGGAUAUCGGCACCGUCAUUGGUGCUUCGAUUGGAGCUGUGGUCAGCUUCCUCUUGUUGGUGCUCAUCGCUGUGGCUUGCAUCGCUUGUAUCAGAUACAACGAAUUCAAACGUCAGGCAGUAAGAAAAAGAGCUCGUGAAUCUUCGCGAUUUGCGUACCCGUACCUGCAGGUCCCGUGGAUGGGAAUGACGUCAGCCUCCCCCAGGGGCGUGAGACUGGUGGAUUACGUGGAUUACUUCACAUGGCACCAGGAGGCUCAGGGUAGGCAUGUGGCGCCACCUGUCUAUCAGCCCAGAAAACCCGCCAGGAAAACGUCACCUUCAAACAGUUCACGACCUUUUUUUUCUCAAGAUUCGAAACAAAUAUUUAAGUACCGAACUCCUCUUUCUUCCCAUAUUCCCCAGGUAACAACAAUAUCAUCUAAUAUGGCGGCCACUGGUUCUGGGGAUUUGAGCUCAGACAGUGGGAAGUCUGGCACUGAGCUCAUUUACUAAAUUAUCAUACAUGCACACACACACACACACACACACACACACACACACACACACACACACACACAACCAUAAUAAAAGAAUUCAAUGAAUCGACGGACACAGAAACACAAACAUUUUCUCGGUUUUUUUUUAGAUAAACUUCCAUGUAAAAAUCUUCAAAAAUAGAACUCGAAGAAGGUUACCGUUUUCUUAAAGAAAACGUUGUGGCCAUUAUAUCCGUUCUUUCGAAGGAUGUCGGUGUUCCAUUCCAGAUUACUCGGGGAGUUUAUGAUUAUGCGGUUCAGUUAGGAGGGGGAAAAAGAAGAAAUGAAGUACAACACAAGAUUCUUAACUAAAAAUAUUGCAAAACCAAAUGGCGGCCCUUAUGUAUAGGAGUGUUUUUCAUAAAAAAGGGGUGGGUGGAUGGGUGGAGUUUGGGGUGGGGGUCUUCAUAGACAAGUGGGUUUGG
Molecule: messenger RNA, 4509 nt
Organism: Aplysia californica (California sea hare)
Lineage: Eukaryota; Metazoa; Mollusca; Gastropoda; Aplysiida; Aplysiidae
Exons: 9
Coding region: 2832-4061 (409 amino acids)
Source: RefSeq, a predicted model, not a curated record